AUGAAGGGAGGAGGGGAGCGGAGGUCCGCCGGCUAUGCGGGGGCAGCCGGGCGCGGCGGCGGCGGCUCCGGGGGCGGCGCUCUCACGCUCGGCUGGCGCGUGCCAACUGGGCCCGCGGAUCCAGACUUCGAAGAGGCACAUCAGAGAGGACGAGGGGUGCUGGUGCAUUGUCAGGCGGGGGUGUCGCGCUCGGCCACCAUCGUCAUCGCCUACCUGAUGAAGCACACACGCAUGACCAUGAUGGACGCCUACAAGUAUGUUCGGGGCCGGCGGCCAGUAGUCUCACCCAACCUCAACUUUAUGGGCCAACUGCUGGAGUUCGAGAGAGACCUCAACUCCGGGAUCACCCCGCGAAUCCUUACGCCCAAACUCAACGGCCUGGAGACCCAGCAUCCUCCCUUGAGCGUCGCUGUGCUUGAUGCGGUGGUCCUGCUGUGAUACGGCAGAUAUGACGAAAACGAUGAUGACUGCAUUACUGCUGAAGAUUCAUUGUAACGAGAAUUAAACUUUUGAAUAAGUAUUUAUACGAUAAUAGGGCUGUACCCAUUGAACACAAAUAUGCAGGAGAAAAAAGGCAAAUAUUGUCUCAUGUUUAAAUGAUCCUCUAUAAUGACUUUCUGUGAAAUCUGCCUCACUGGGAUAGUUUAAUAAAGGACUUUUUUUAAAACAA
Messenger RNA from Paramormyrops kingsleyae, 670 nucleotides. Lineage: Eukaryota; Metazoa; Chordata; Actinopteri; Osteoglossiformes; Mormyridae. The record is from RefSeq and is a predicted model, not a curated record.